AUGCCUGCACAGUACGACCCAGACGUGGAUAGUUGGUGGGGGAUCGUCCUCACAGAAUUGGGUUUCUUAGAUCCUUUCCGAGAGGAAGUGAGUGUUGAGAUCCUCAAAAACCUCUCCUAUCUCCUCGUGAAGUUCCUCUGCACCGUUGUUUUCGCCUUGUUCCUCUGGGUUUUGAGUUUAUGCAAUACCUACAAAAAUAUAAAGAAUCAGCGAGAUGAGGCGAGAGAAGACUCGAGAAAGGGGGCGUACGAGUGGUGUGAUCUCCACUUGAAGCUCAGAGACACGGAGAACGAGCUCUACCACGCGAACGAGAAGCUGCAAGACGCUGGCAGCGAUAUGAACGAAGAACGAAAAGGACUUCGCGACACCAUCCAGGGGCUGAAUGACCAACACCUGGUUUAUCAAGAAGAGAUCCGCUCUCUGGAACAAGAUGUGUGGAACACCGAGAGCGACCGUGAUGGGUACAGUAGGCAGGUGGUCCAGGUCUCAAAGGAGAAUGAGACGCUCAAGCGGGACUUGUCCAAAGGGAACAAUCAUCUUAGCCUGGCUCAGGCUGAAGUACAAACGCUCCAGGAGAACCUGUCCGAAGUGAGACGCCAACGUGACCUGGCUCAGGGUGAGAUACAAACGCUCAGCAUGCAGGUGGAGCCCCAGCAUGGACAGGCCACACCCGUCGUCGCAACGCUCAAAGCUCGACCCAAGCCCAAGCAUCGACGAACCCAACGACCGUCUUCAUUGCCGAAACCCCACAGAGAGCUCUUACUGAAGGGGUCUAAAGCCGCUGAAUCAAGUACAUCUUCGUCUGCGGGACCUACAUCGGCCCGGAAGCUCGUGAGCGAGAACCUUCCCAAAGAUAUGUCUCAGGCGAUGUUGGCAGAGAGGGGCCAAAAAGUCAAGGCCCUCAAGGAACCGAGUCAGACAUCAACUGUGCAGGCUGAUGCAGAAGCAGAGCAGACAGUCGGAGAGAAGACCCCAGAAGCACUUACACUGGAGGCAUCUAUAACGGCUAAAGAUCAGAAGAUCAAUGAUCUCGAACAAGAGAAAGAAACGUUGACUGCACAGAUUGGUGGGCUGCGUAUUGAUCUUGAGAAACUAAGCGACGAGCAUAACGAGCGCAGUGAGCCAUUCCACACGCAGUUAGCCGAGAAGGACGGAGAGAUUAGGAAACUUCAAGCUGAAAAGACCACGGCAGACAAGGAUUCAGCCGGGACUAUUGCUACUCUCCGGACAGAGCUGGGGGAGAAAGAGAAAGAAGUUGCAGAUCUUGAGGAGGCGAACGAGACAUUGGUCGCCGAGGCAGCUCCUUCUGCGGAUACUGUCCAGCGUCUGAACACAUUGAGUAAUGAGCUUGAGGAGUCUCGACUUGCUCGUGGCCAGUGUGAUGAGGAAUCGACUCGCCAGAAUUCCAGAAUUGACCAGCUGGCGACCGCAAAAGAGCAGCUGGAGGAAGUGCUUGAAGUCAGGGACCGCGAGAUUGGCAGUCUUCAGGGGCAAGUCACUCACUUUGACAGCGUGCUGAAAGAGCUACAAGAGAUACACGCGAAAUGUGGCGACCAUACGAAAACACAGGACCUGGAAAUCAUGCAACUUCGCAACGCAAGCGGACCACUCCAGGAUUCCAACAACAGCUUACUGCAACAGCUUGGAACAGCAAGAGCUCAACAUGCAAACCUGAUUGGAGAGGGUCAACAAGUGCAGAACCAGAAUAAAGCGUUGAUAGACUUGCAGUCAAGCAGCCAGAGGGAAAUCCGGUCGCUGCAAGGGCAAAUCGAGGCCUUGAAUCAGACGGUCGAUCAUCAGCAACAACGCAUUCAAAGUUUGGAAACCAACUGUCCAAACUGCCAGAAACUGAGAGAAGCUCUUGAUGAGCUCUUAAAAGACGCUAAAGUGUCUGACGACGCUGCUAGGGUCGAAAUGAGGAGAGAGGUUGAGGAGAGUGUCCGCGCGCAGCUGACAUCUCAAGUGGGAGAUGACCUUCGGCGGCAGAUUAGAGGCGAAGUCGAGCGUGAAGUGCGCGACGAGUUCCAAAAUCAUUACCGCGACGUGCUCGCACUCAAUACGAAGAGAAUCCGAGAGCAAAAUGCCCUGCUUUUGGAGAAGGAUGCAAAACUGGAGGAGGCCAAGAACGCUCCCACCAUUGAUCACGCAGCGUUUGAGAAGGAAGCCAACCUACAGUCAACCAUAAUUAAGUUGGAACAAAACGCGAAAAUAGCCAAAGCGAACAACUCUCGAUUGACUGGUGAAGCAAAACGUUACCGCCAGCAGUUUGAGCAAGCGCAGCCGGCUAUCGAGAAUCUGAGGAGCGAGCUUGAACAAAUCAAGGCAGAUCAGCGACGCGCUCAGAACGUUAAUCCUCUGCAGAGCCAACUCCUCACGUGUCAGCGUGAGUUGGAAAACAUGAAGGUGGAUCGGAACAAAGCUAGAGACAACUGCAGCACAUAUUCGAAACAACUUUCAAUCCUGAGGAAAGGAUACGAGGCAUUGGAGAAUGAGCUUAUAGCGUUCAGAGAGAAGAGCUCCAUGAAUAGCGACCGCACAAUGAACGACGGACGCACCGAAGAGCCUAUCGCGGUCCAAAAGGAGCAGCGGACGGCUGCCUCCGCCAGCGAUAAGAGCACAGAGCCUGCAUGCAAGCCUGCUCACAGAUUCGGUCGUCGACCUGACCGAAUCUGUGAGCACCAACCCACGAGGAAGCCCGUCCUCGGAGAAGGAGCAGGAGUGAAGAGAGAACAUGAUGAAUGCUCGGAUGGAGAGGCGGAUGACGAGGGGGACGAUGACCGAAAGAAGGCCAAGAUUGAGAGGGGAGGAUGUCUUGAAUAG
Letharia lupina is the source of this 2820-nucleotide messenger RNA. RefSeq lists its product as uncharacterized. NCBI's taxonomy places the organism in Eukaryota, Fungi, Ascomycota, Lecanoromycetes, Lecanorales, Parmeliaceae. Bases 1 to 2820 code for a protein of 939 amino acids. The transcript is spliced from 2 exons. The record is from RefSeq and is a predicted model, not a curated record.